AUAUUUCUGUUUUGCCAAAGCUAAUUUUCAAUUGUCUGUAUGAAAACGAUUCGUAUUAAUACGCUGUUCUAUAAUAAUAUAUGCCAGUUAAAUACGUCAUUACAGGUCGUAAUUUCAUUGUUUACCCGCAUCUUAAUAAAGGAAUUCGUGACCUCCUUGAGAAUUCCUCGCGUGACAAAGCGCCGUAUAAUGUCGCGUUAACUCCCAUAAUUUUUCCGACAUUAUGUCACAUUUACCGUUGUAAUCUACGAUAAAAAUGCGGGCGGGAAAUUGCCGAGUCGCUGACGGUGGACGGAUGUUAUUGAACGUAUAAGACGAAGGACUUGUCGAGACGCGACGAAGGACAUUAUAUAUUCAAGUCAGGAUAUUUACGGUCCUUAAUCUCGGAUGAUAAUCUUAAAUGGCGUAUUCUUUCGUCGCGCCGCCACUGACGUCUCUUUAUUUUUUUUUUCGUGCUUCAGGUAACGCGUCGUCUGUGGAGCAGAAGAACGGAAAUGGCAACGUCAAGGGUAACAAGACGAACAACAACGGUGUCGAGGUGAACAGAAACGAGGACCAAAAUGGUGGCGUCGAUGCCAAGGGACAAGCAAAGAAGAAACCGACCGCGCCUGGGGGCGGGCCUUUAUUACAACAGACAGAGAUAUCCACCAGCCAGCUUGAUUUCUUCAAGAUGCUCGACGAGAAAAUUGAGAACGGUCCGGAUUAUGACGAGAGCCUCGAUACGACUAAUCGAGCUGAGCGAGUGUCCAGUUUGCUUCGCCGCUGGGAGCUGGCCAGCGUGACCUGGUCCAGCGUCUCCGAUUUGGACAGUACCUCCUUGCCGUCUAAUCAGAAGAGCCGCGCGUCCGCGCUGAACAGCCCCCGUCAGAACCUGAGCGCCAAGGACCGCGAGGGUAUGAGAAAUAUAGUGGGCGGCAGGCCGGAGAGCGCCCCGAUCUUCGUGCGUAACGCGAAUCGUGUGGACGGACUGCAAGAUAGUGGCCACUAUUGUCCGUCGCCGAAUAUGCCGCGGCACGUGCUCGAGUCCAUCACCCAGAGCCCGACCCAGAGCGUGAAGACGACCACUCCGCCGGGUGGCUGCGCGUCGCCGAUCGGGUCGCGCUACGUUCAGGACAGCUACGGUAAGGAGUGUUGCUCGGUCGUGAGCACCACCGAGCAACAACAGCAGCCGAAGAAGAUCCAUUACGUCGGCCAGAAUCCGGUGAACGGUGAAUACGUGACGCAGCAAGCGCUCUAUCGCGAACAAUAUCUGCAGCAGACCGGUAUAAUUACCGUCGCGCCUCAGUACUCGGCCGGCUCGCCUGGCGGCAACGUCCUCAGGAACAAUCCGUACGUUCAGCACUUUCAGAUCGCUGCGAAUCCCCAGCACUUCGCCGCGCCCGCGAGAAGACGGGGCUUUAACGCCGCGCAGAUGACGUGACCCGGAUGGGAGCAGCGAUCGACGAGAUAAGACUGAACUCUGCGGAGAGAAUCGAGAGGUACCCCCGAUGAGAAUGAUCGUUGAAGAGAGAGUCAUAGGACGAAGAGACGCUUUUUUCGUGUGGUGAUUAAUAUAAGAAGAAGAAAG
Molecule: messenger RNA, 1567 nt
Organism: Formica exsecta
Lineage: Eukaryota; Metazoa; Arthropoda; Insecta; Hymenoptera; Formicidae
Gene: tow
Exons: 3
Coding region: 401-1420 (339 amino acids)
Source: RefSeq, a predicted model, not a curated record